This is a messenger RNA of Ascochyta rabiei, 891 nucleotides long. RefSeq names its product Fluconazole resistance protein 1. The transcript has 3 exons. Gene Ontology annotation, biological process: regulation of DNA-templated transcription. Bases 1 to 891 code for a protein of 296 amino acids. The record is from RefSeq and is a predicted model, not a curated record. Gene Ontology annotation, molecular function: zinc ion binding; DNA-binding transcription factor activity, RNA polymerase II-specific. NCBI's taxonomy places the organism in Eukaryota, Fungi, Ascomycota, Dothideomycetes, Pleosporales, Didymellaceae.
AUGGAGGCACAGGACAACAUCAGAAAGCGGGUGUGCAAAGCUUGUGACCGUUGUCGGUUGAAGAAGUCAAAGUGUGAUGGAGCAAGUCCCUGCAGCAGGUGUAAAGCUGAUAACGCCAUUUGCGUCUUUGGCGAGAGGAAAAAGUCGCAAGAUAAAGUGUAUCCCAAAGGCUAUGUUGAGAUGCUCGAACAGCAACAAGCACAGCUUGUCGCAGGACUACGUGAAUUGUACACUCGUCUGCAAAGCGGCCAGAGUUGGCCAGGUCAGCCACUGCGUGAGGCUCAGAACGGUCACCCAUUGACGCACGACAUUCUCGAACGACUUGAUCUCUUGCAUGGAUCAAGCGAAAACGGCAGUAACUACGAAGGCUUCGAAGAGGACUGCAGUCGCAUGCAACACAAACUGCUUGAGAGGGGCGCGCCGUUGUCCCGUAGGCGUGGAUCCGUGAGUUCGGAUUCAGAGCCCGGCCAUACAUCGUCUCCCUCGUCGUACAGCGGAACCCCGACCACGAGACAGUUCCCCCUCACCGAUCCAUUCGCUCGUAACAACGCACCACCUACGCCGCCUAUGAACAGCCCCUUUCCUAGACAAUCGCAGAUGAUAGCGCCGAUAAAACAAGAGCCGCCCUUGGUGUCGUCUACCUUCAUGCACACCGGUGCUCUGGACCCUUCGUCACUAUCUCGAGCAGCUUGGAUGAACGAUUCGAUGAUGAUGGAAGAGCCGGUGGACUUCAGCAAACCCAUGUAUGGAUUCGACAACUUCAACACCUAUGACCAGAUCAUGAUGGUUGACCCAAUAUCGAUGGACCCCAACGAUCCAAUGCUGCCCAACUGGAAUGGCACAAGCGACCUGGACUUCAACAACUUCUUACAGAAUCCGGUUGGCGCAUGA